AUGAAAUUGCCCCUUGAACCUGAGUUCGAAGAUCAAGUCUCAAGAAUGCUUCAAAAGGACAGAGAUACCUUAGGAAACACAUUGAUUACCUUCACCAACAAAAAUAACAACAGCUUACAGAUAAAUUUUCUAGCUUUGCAUAAGAAGCUUGUGGCAUGGGAGCAAAAUUGUCAUGAGUUUAGCACUGAAGAGAAAACUAAGUGUUCCUGGGGGAGGGGGCAAAUGGGUAUUAAGGUAGGAGAUGAAGAGUUUGCAAAGAGGUUUGGCUGA
Messenger RNA from Prunus armeniaca (apricot), 270 nucleotides. Lineage: Eukaryota; Viridiplantae; Streptophyta; Magnoliopsida; Rosales; Rosaceae. The record is from the annotation of a GenBank genome assembly.